Messenger RNA from Choloepus didactylus (southern two-toed sloth), 7224 nucleotides. It is a transcript of the gene IQGAP1, whose product is annotated as IQ motif containing GTPase activating protein 1. The record is from RefSeq and is a predicted model, not a curated record. Bases 1 to 4974 code for a protein of 1657 amino acids. Gene Ontology annotation, molecular function: GTPase activator activity; calmodulin binding; actin filament binding. The transcript is spliced from 38 exons. NCBI's taxonomy places the organism in Eukaryota, Metazoa, Chordata, Mammalia, Pilosa, Megalonychidae. Gene Ontology annotation, cellular component: nucleus; cytoplasm. Gene Ontology annotation, biological process: regulation of actin cytoskeleton organization; regulation of GTPase activity.
AUGUCCGUCGCGGACGAGGUUGACGGCCCGGGCGUGGCCCGGCCACACUAUGGCUCUGUCCUGGAUAAUGAGAGGCUUACUGCAGAGGAGAUGGAUGAAAGGAGACGUCAGAAUGUGGCUUAUGAGUACCUUUGCCAUUUGGAAGAAGCAAAGAGGUGGAUGGAAGCAUGCCUAGGGGAGGAACUGCCUCCCACCACAGAGCUUGAGGAGGGGCUCAGGAAUGGGGUCUACCUUGCCAAGCUAGGAAACUUCUUCUCUCCCAAAGUGGUGUCCCUGAAAAAAAUCUAUGAUCGAGAGCAGACCAGAUACAAGGCAACUGGCCUCCACUUUAGACACACUGAUAAUGUGAUUCAGUGGUUGAAUGCCAUGGAUGAGAUUGGAUUGCCUAAGAUUUUUUAUCCAGAAACUACAGAUAUCUAUGACCGAAAGAACAUGCCAAGAUGUAUCUACUGCAUCCAUGCACUCAGUUUGUACCUGUUCAAACUAGGCCUUGCUCCUCAGAUUCAAGAUCUAUAUGGAAAAGUUGACUUCACAGAAGAGGAAAUCAACAACAUGAAGAUUGAGCUGGAGAAGUAUGGAAUCCAGAUGCCUGCCUUCAGCAAGAUCGGGGGCAUCCUGGCUAAUGAACUCUCAGUGGAUGAAGCUGCAUUGCAUGCUGCUGUUAUUGCUAUUAAUGAAGCUGUUGACCACAGAAUCCCAGCCGACACAUUUGCAGCUUUGAAAAACCCCAAUGCCAUGCUUGUAAAUCUUGAAGAGCCCUUGGCUUCCACUUACCAGGAUGUGCUUUACCAGGCUAAACAAGACAAAAUGGCAAAUGCUAAAAACAGGACAGAGAACUCCGAGAGAGAAAGGGACGUAUAUGAGGAGCUGCUCACUCAAGCUGAAAUUCAAGGCAAUAUAAACAAAGUCAACACAUAUUCUGCUUUAGCAAAUGUAGACCUGGCUUUAGAGCAGGGAGCUGUCCUGGCAUUGCUCAAGGCUUUGCAGUCACCAGCUCUGGGUCUUCAAGGACUGCAGCAACAGAACAGUGACUGGUACUUCAAGCAGCUCCUUAGUGAUAAACAGCAGAAGAUACAGAGUGGUCAGGUUGGUCCUCUGCAGAAGGAGGAGCUACAGUCAGGAGUGGAUGCUGCAAACAGUGCUGCCCAGCAGUAUCAGAGAAGAUUGGCAGCAGUGGCUGCAAUUAAUGCUGCAAUCCAAAAGGGUGUAGCUGAGAAGACUGUUUUGGAACUAAUGAAUCCUGAAGCCCAGCUGCCCCAGGUGUAUCCAUUUGCUGCUGAUCUUUAUCAGAAAGAACUGGCUACCCUGCAGCAACAGAGUCCUGAACAUAGUCUCACCCACCCUGAGCUCUCCGUUGCAGUGGAGAUGUUGUCCUCAGUGGCCCUCAUCAAUAGGGCAUUGGAAUCAGGAGACAUGAAUACAGUGUGGAAACAGUUGAGCAGUUCAGUUACAGGCCUGACCAACAUUGAAGAAGAAAACUGUCAGAGGUAUCUUGAUGAGUUGAUGAAACUGAAAGCUCAGGCACAUGCAGAGAAUAAUGAGUUUGUUACAUGGAAUGACAUCCAAGCUUGUGUGGACCACGUGAACCUGGUGGUGCAAGAGGAACAUGAGAGGAUUUUAGCCAUUGGUUUAAUUAAUGAAGCCUUGGAUGAAGGUGAUGCCAGAAAGACUCUGCAGGCUCUGCAGAUUCCUGCAGCUAAACUCGAAGGGGUCCAGGCAGAAGUGGCCCAGCAUUACCAAGACACACUAAUCAGAGCUAAGAGAGAGAAAGCCCAGGAAACCCAGGAUGAGUCAGCUGUGCUGUGGUUGGAUGAAAUUCAGGGUGGAAUCUGGCAGUCCAACAAAGACACCCAAGAAGCACAGAGAUUUGCCUUAGGAAUCUUUGCAAUUAAUGAGGCGGUGGAGAGUGGCAAUGUAGGCAAAACACUGAGUGCCCUUCGUUCCCCUGAUGUUGGCUUGUAUGGCGUCAUCCCUGAAUGUGGUGAAACUUACCAGAGUGACCUCGCUGAAGCCAAGAAGAAAAAAAUGGCAGCAGGGGAUAAUAACAGCAAGUGGGUAAAGCACUGGGUAAAAGGUGGCUAUCACUAUUACCACAAUCUGGAGACCCAGGAAGGAAGCUGGGACGAACCCACAGAUUUUGUUCAAAAUUCUCUGCAGCUUUCUCGGGAGGAGAUCCAGAGCUCCAUCUCUGGAGUGACUGCCGCGUACAACCGAGAGCAGCUUUGGCUGGCCAAUGAAGGUUUGAUCACCAAGCUGCAGGCUUGCUGCCGUGGAUACUUGGUUCGACAAGAAUUCCGAUCCAGGAUGAAUUUCCUGAAGAAACAGAUCCCUGCCAUCACCUGCAUUCAGUCGCAGUGGCGGGGAUACAAACAGAAGAAGGCGUAUCAAGAUCGUUUAGCUUACCUGCGCUCACAUAAAGAUGAAGUUGUAAAGAUUCAGUCUCUGGCAAGGAUGCAUCAAGCUAGAAAGCGCUAUAGAGAUCGCCUACAAUAUUUCCGAGACCACAUAAAUGACAUUAUCAAAAUCCAGGCCUUUAUUCGGGCAAACAAAGCUCGUGAUGACUACAAGACUCUCAUCAAUGCUGAGGAUCCUCCUAUGAUUGUGGUUCGAAAAUUUGUCCACCUGCUGGAUCAGAGUGACCAGGAUUUUCAAGAGGAGCUUGAUCUUAUGAAGAUGCGGGAAGAGGUUAUCACCCUCAUUCGUUCUAAUCAGCAGCUGGAGAAUGACCUCAAUCUCAUGGAUAUCAAAAUUGGACUGCUAGUGAAAAAUAAAAUUACACUGCAGGAUGUGGUUUCCCACAGUAAAAAACUUACCAAAAAAAAUAAGGAACAGUUGUCUGACAUGAUGAUGCUAAAUAAACAGAAGGGUGGUCUCAAGGCUUUGAGCAAGGAGAAGAGAGAGAAAUUGGAAGCUUAUCAGCACCUGUUUUAUUUAUUGCAGACCAACCCCACCUAUCUGGCCAAGCUGAUUUUUCAGAUGCCCCAGAACAAGUCCACCAAGUUCAUGGACUCUGUAAUCUUCACACUCUACAACUAUGCAUCUAACCAGCGAGAGGAGUACCUGCUCCUACGGCUCUUUAAGACAGCACUCGAGGAAGAAAUUAAGUCAAAAGUAGAUCAGAUUCAAGAGAUUGUCACAGGAAAUCCUACAGUUAUUAAGAUGGUUGUAAGUUUCAACCGUGGUGCCCGGGGCCAAAAUGCCCUGAGACAGAUCUUGGCCCCAGUCGUGAAGGAGAUAAUGGAUGAUAAGUCUCUCAAUAUCAAAACUGACCCUGUGGAUAUUUACAAAUCUUGGGUUAAUCAGAUGGAAUCUCAGACAGGAGAGGCAAGCAAACUGCCCUAUGAUGUGACCCCUGAGCAGGCUCUGGCUCAUGAAGAGGUCAAGACACGGCUAGAUAACUCCAUCAGAAACAUGCGGUCCGUGACAGACAAGUUCCUUUCAGCCAUCAUCAGCUCCGUGGACAAAAUCCCUUAUGGGAUGCGCUUCAUUGCUAAAGUGCUGAAGGACUCGUUACAUGAGAAGUUUCCAGAUGCUGGUGAGGAUGAGCUGCUGAAGAUCAUCGGUAACUUGCUCUACUAUCGAUACAUGAAUCCAGCCAUUGUGGCUCCUGACGCCUUUGACAUCAUUGACUUGUCCGCUGGAGGCCAGCUUACCACAGACCAGCGCCGGAAUCUGGGCUCCAUUGCAAAGAUGCUCCAGCAUGCAGCCUCCAAUAAAAUGUUUCUGGGAGACAAUGCUCAUUUAAGCAUCAUUAAUGAAUAUCUUUCCCAGUCCUACCAGAAAUUCAGACGGUUUUUCCAAGCUGCUUGCGAUGUCCCAGAGCUUCAGGACAAAUUUAAUGUGGAUGAGUACUCUGAUUUAGUGACCCUCACCAAACCAGUUAUCUACAUUUCCAUUGGUGAAAUCAUCAACACCCACACACUCCUCUUAGAUCACCAGGAUGCCAUUGCUCCAGAGCACAAUGAUCCGAUCCAUGAGCUGCUGGAUGACCUUGGGGAAGUGCCCACCAUCGAGUCCCUCAUAGGGGAAAGCUCAGGCAAUUUAAAUGACCCAAACAAGGAGGCACUGGCUAAGACAGAAGUAUCUCUCACACUGACCAACAAGUUUGAUGUGCCUGGAGAUGAGAAUGCAGAAAUGGAUGCUCGGACCAUCUUACUGAACACAAAACGUUUAAUUGUGGAUGUCAUCCGGUUCCAGCCAGGAGAGACCUUGACUGAAAUCCUAGAAACACCAGCCACCAGUGAACAGGAAGCAGAACAUCAGAGGGCCAUGCAGAGACGUGCCAUUCGUGACGCAAAAACUCCAGACAAGAUGAAAAAGUCAAAAUCUGUAAAGGAGGACAAUAACCUCACUCUUCAGGAGAAGAAGGAGAAGAUCCAGUCAGGCUUAAAGAAGCUGACAGAGCUUGGGACUGUGGACCCAAAGAACAGAUACCAGGAACUGAUCAACGACAUUGCCAGGGAUAUUCGGAAUCAGCGGAGAUACCGACAGAGGAGAAAGGCUGAACUGGUGAAAUUGCAACAAACUUAUGCUGCUCUGAACUCUAAGGCCACAUUUUAUGGGGAGCAGGUGGAUUACUAUAAGAGCUAUAUCAAAACCUGCUUAGAUAAUUUAGCCAGCAAGGGCAAGGUCUCCAAAAAGCCUAAGGAAAUGAAAGGAAAGAAAAGCAAAAAAAUUUCCCUGAAAUAUACGGCAGCAAGACUACAUGAAAAAGGAGUUCUUCUGGAAAUUGAAGACCUGCAAGUGAAUCAGUUUAAAAACGUUAUCUUUGAAAUCAGUCCAACAGAAGAAGUUGGAGACUUUGAAGUGAAGGCCAAAUUCAUGGGAGUUCAAAUGGAGACUUUUAUGUUACACUAUCAGGACCUGCUGCAGCUACAGUAUGAAGGAGUUGCAGUCAUGAAAUUAUUUGAUAGAGCUAAAGUAAAUGUCAACCUCCUGAUCUUCCUUCUCAACAAAAAGUUCUACGGGAAGUAAUUGAUCAUUUGCUGCCAGCCCAAAAGUAUGGAGGAAAGAAGUGAAUCACAGCUGUCUUUCUGGGGUCCCUCUUACCCUUUGGAAACAAAGACCCAGCCCAGGACCAUGCCUCAAUCUGAUACACACUCCCAGCACCACAUUUUUAAUUCCUCCUGCUCUUGUGGGGCAUUUGUUAUGCUUUUGAUAGUGAAACUGUAUCUUAGGCUUAAUCUGAACCUUCUGGUUCCUCUGUUUUCCUCUGUCACUUAAGGAAAGAGUGGAAAGUCCACAGAAUCGUUCUAUGUUGUCAGUCUUAGAGGUUGCAUUAUUAUAUUGUGAGCUUAGGUGUUUCUUUUAAUUAGCAAUAGGGAUGGUGGGAUUUGAAUUCUUGUUAUUUAGAAGUGGAACCUGUCAGUACCAGUAACAUACAUACAUUUAAGACACAAUUAAAAUGUCAGAUUAAUUAUGGUUAUUAGGUUGUCAUUUAAAAGGAACGCUCCUUUACAUCCCUGUCCCAUCGGUAAAAUUGAAAGAUUGGUGGUGGUGGUGGGGGGGUCAUUGUUUCUCUUCCAUUGUGUGUUCCUUUUUGGUCAGGAACUAAUGGAAGUAUUCAGAAGAAACAUUUCUAGAAAGAAACAAGAUAUUGUUUUUAAAUUUCACCAUCAAAUUUGGGCAAUUCUGUGAACUCCUUGGCCAGUGGAUAGGGGUGUCUCCAUUGAUAACAUUCUGCUGUCUGGGUAAAGUCAGACUUGGCUGAGGGCCCAUCUUGGUGACCUACUUGUUUGUGUUGGUGCAAAAUUCUCACUAGUUUCAGAGACCGACCACUCCAUCCCUACAGCAAAGGAAAGGGUUUGCUCUAGUGUAGAACACAACUGUUUUCAAAACUGUUUUAUAUCUUAAAAGUGCCUUAUUAAAGUGUAGAGUUCUUAAAAUAUGGGUGAUAGGAAUUUAAAGAUUUAUAUAAUGCUUUAAUACUUUUAGAAAACUGUAAGAAAAGGAUUUUUUUUAAUGGGCUUAUCUGUAUAUCUGAACUCUUAAGAUUUUCUUAUAGCUAAACACUAGGAUUUAUCUUCAGAGUUGCAAAGAGAUAAUCCUGCCUUAAAUAGUCUAAAACAAAAACAUACAAAACCAGCCAACCCAUGUUACACUUGAUAUUAAAAUGAUUUUUUCCCAUUUCUUUCACCUCUUUUCUCUUGCUGCCCAUUUUGUGCCUCUGUGUUAUAAACCUAGUUUUCUGGCUUUAGUCAAAAACAAUUCAAAUUUUAAACAUUGAAUUUAGGAAGCUUUUGUUCUUGAGCAAAGUCAUACACUUAAAAAAAAAAUCUAUUUAACCAGGAGAAUAUAUUGAAAUCAUGCUACUGAGCCUCCAUUUUCUGUUUUGGUUCAGUAUUCUUUUAUCAUAAAACAUGAAACUUAACAUAAAUAAAAUAACAUUUAAAAAUUUACUGAUGUAUAUUUAAAGCCAAUAAAUUGUUUUAAUUAAUAGCAUAUUAUGUGGUGUGUCCCAGUCACAAAUGUAAAUAUUGGAGAAGUAUUUUUCAUGAUAGACUGUUUAUGCAAUCAGGUCCAUGGGUGCAGAUUAAGUUAUAUGUGUGCUUUAUGCACUCCAGGCAAUCCACAGGAAGUGAUCUGGGAGUGCAGUUGAGCUCUGAAAACCAAGGAAGAGGUGAGGUGAGGAGUGCCAUAUAAGGAUUCUCCACUAUCCUAACCUUGUUUUUCUUGUAUUUUGGAAGACUAUUUUUUUAUUAAACAUUUUUCUCAGACUAAAACAAAAAAGCUUUUAUAGCUAUCAUCAUCUCAAAAACUGGGAUCAACUAAAAGUGUCAACCCUUUUUCUUCCCAAAUGCUUGUUGGGCCUUAAGGCCACCUCCAAGACAGACAAUAUGAGCAAAAUUAACAACUCCUUUAAUAAAAUACGAUGUUUCAAUAAUUUGUAAGAGUUAUAGUUCCCUUAGCACAAUUUCUAAUGCAAUAUAGAGUAAUAUGUACUUCAAAAGAUUUUGAUAAAUAUAUAGAAUUAUGGUUUUAAUAGCAUAGAUAAUGCUCAAACUCUCAAGUAGUGGCAUUGAUACCAUGUAGCCCUUAAUAUUUUUAUUUAUUAGCUGCAGCAUUCUCUUGUCUCAUCUGUCUCCUUCUUUGACCUUCUUUCAACCAGCUAUCAUGACAUUUACCAUGGAUUUACUUCCUCCCACGAAUUUGGACUGCUCAUCAGAUUGUUGCUACACACAAUUGCCUUUGUAUCUCUGUAUGAAAUAAAAGGUCAUUUGUUCA